Wickerhamiella sorbophila is the source of this 1446-nucleotide messenger RNA. Its product is annotated as PWWP domain-containing protein 1. Gene Ontology annotation, molecular function: double-stranded DNA binding; transcription coregulator activity. Gene Ontology annotation, cellular component: nucleus. The transcript has a single exon. The record is from RefSeq and is a predicted model, not a curated record. Gene Ontology annotation, biological process: regulation of transcription by RNA polymerase II. Lineage: Eukaryota; Fungi; Ascomycota; Dipodascomycetes; Dipodascales; Trichomonascaceae. The coding region runs from base 1 to 1446 and encodes 481 amino acids.
AUGAGCGCUGAAGUUGAGGACACAUCAAUGGCCGAUGUCUCUACAGAGGUCGGAGGCAGUGAGUUUGAUACAGGUAGCACUGUUCUUGUUAAGGUAAAGGGCUACCCAGCGUGGCCUGCUGUUAUUGUUGGGGAGGAGGAUCUUGCUCCGGAGAUUCUCGACGCGAAACCCAAAAGCAAGGAGGUGUACCCUGUGCUGUUCUACGUUGAUAAUAAUUAUUCUUGGGUCACAGAUACCGAAAUCAAGGAGCUGACUCGCGAACGAGCAGCCCAGUUGGCUUCUGGUAGCAAGAAAAAGAAAGCACUCGUCGAAGCGUUCAAGAUUGCCGCAGAUCCACCAAACUACAAAGACUAUAUUGACCUGGUGAACAAUCCACCUGAAAUCAUUGAGGAGCCCGUUGCAGAGCUUGAAGCUGAAGCUGAGCCCGAGGUUGUUCCUCACCAGAUUAAAAAAGCCCGCAAAGCUGUAGAAAAGCCUGUGAAGGCAACCAGCCGCUCCAGAGGAAACCGUAAACGGAAAGCGGCUGAUGGCGAUUUGGACGCCGAUGGAACUUUGGAUGAUUUGGAUAUUGAAGAGCUGGAUCACCGGAUCGAAUUAAAAGCGCGUAAACGCGGACGGCCCUCUAACGACAAGGAUAAGAACACUGCCCGAGACGAGGACUUUGCUCGAAGCAGUCAUCUGCGGCUUGAGUUAUGCAAAGAGCUGAGGGUGCGGCUACAAAAGGGGCUUCUGGAUGCCCCCCCUACUCCCGCCAUGAUGAAGAAGCUGUCGUCGUACCUCAAACAGCUUGAAGCAGUUCCGAGCCUGGAAAUUGCGUUUGUUCGUCAAAGCAAAAUAAACCGUGUUUUGAAGGUAGCGGUCAAGCUUGACUUGCCUCUUGAUUCGGACCUUAAAUUCACAUCCCGCUGCCUGGCCCUUUUAGAGGAGUGGAACACUCCUGCCGAGCCGGUAAUGCACGGACUUCCUCCUGCGUCUUAUCAGGCUCUCCAAGAGGAAAAUGCAAGAAAUGGUAUUAAAAAUGAGGAGGACGGCACCGAGGAAUUGGAGAGUGAAAUGUCUGUGGAGCCUUCUGCAGAGCCGCAUGGUUCUGAACUUAGGGAGGAUACGGCUGACAUUAAGCAAGAAACGCCUGUACCCACAGAUCCAGAAGCAAUGCACCAAGAUGAAGCAGAGUCUGCUCGUACUGAGCCUGAGCCUGAAGCUGCUGUGCCCAAGCCUGAAGCUGCUGUGUCCGAGCCUGAAGCUGCUGCUCCCGAGCCUGACGCUGUGCCCGAGCCUGAAGUCUCUGUGCCCGAGCCCGCUGCGUCCGAGCCUGCCGUGCCUGCCGAUCGUGUACCCGCUGGUGCUGCUGAGCCCGUGCCUGCUCAGGCGCCACAAGCCACCGCGACCCCCGAGGCCAAUUCCGUCGAGGCUGCAGGAACUGAAUCGACCGAUGUUAAAUCAUAA